AUGGGGAGUGAAGUCGCAGAACUCAAGAAGCUCGUGGAGUCUUUGAGUAAAGAGGUUACUCGUUUAGCUGACGAAGGAGAGAUUAAGAAAUUGCAUUUCAAGUAUGGAUACUAUUUAGACAAGUGCCUCUACCAGGAGGUUGUCGAUCUUUUUGCGGACAAUCCGGAUACCUUCGUUGAGUUCAUUGGAGGCCGUUACAGGGGCAGAGAGGGAGUUCAGAGACUUUAUAUCGGAAGGUUCGCAGGCAACUUUGUAAAAGGACGUAACGGCCCUGUCCACGGCUUCCUCCUCGACCACGCCCAAAUGCAAGACAUCGUCGACAUCACGCCCGAUGGAAACCAUGCUAAGGGACGCUUCCGUGCACUCAUGAGCGCUGGAACCCACAAGAGCAUCCAAGAUACCCACCCCCGAGGCUUUGUUCAAUGGUGGGAGGGCGGUGUCUACGAAAAUGAGUACAUCAAAGAGAACGGUGUCUGGAAGAUCUGGAAGUUGAAGUAUUUUCCAUUUUGGCAUGCGGAUUUCGCUAGAGGAUGGAGCAACAAGGAGAUCGGAGAGUUUAUUCCGCUUGAUACGAAGGCGUAUCCUGAGAGUCCACUGGGUCCAGAUGAGAUCGUAGAGCAGUUGAUGCUGUGGCCUGAUACGAGGGUUAUUCCAUUCCAUUACCCACACCCGGUUACUGGCAAAAUGGUUAAGGAAGAUGAUUUGAGAGCGCCAGAGUACGGGAAGGACGUGUCGACCGCUUUGCCGGCUCUGACACUUGCGGAGACUGUGAAGAAAUUGUGA
This is a messenger RNA of Hyaloscypha bicolor E, 783 nucleotides long. RefSeq lists its product as uncharacterized. NCBI's taxonomy places the organism in Eukaryota, Fungi, Ascomycota, Leotiomycetes, Helotiales, Hyaloscyphaceae. The transcript is spliced from 3 exons. The record is from RefSeq and is a predicted model, not a curated record. Bases 1 to 783 code for a protein of 260 amino acids.